UUAUUAUAAUUAUUUUAGAAAUGAAAACCUUUGCUAUCAUUGCUUUAGUUGGAGUUGCAUCCCUUGCUCUCUACUCAAUGGCUCCAUCAGUUGAAUCUGGUGUCGAGACCCAAUUCCAAGAGUUCCUUGCCACUUACGGCCAGAACUACGGAACCACUGAAGAGUACAACUACAGACUCGGAGUUUUCAAGGCCAAUUUGGAAUCCAUUGCUGAAAUGAACAAGGAAGAAGGUGUUGAGUUCGGUGUCAACGAAUUUGCUGACCAGACCCCACAAGAGUUUGCUGUUAGAUUCGGAUUCAAACAACCAGUUGGAACCAAGAAGUCAACUGCUACUCACAUCAAGGCUGUUGAGGGAGAGAACAUUAACUGGAGUGAUAUGUGGACUGACGUUAAGAACCAAGGUGCUUGUGGAUCAUGCUGGGCCUUCUCUGCUGCCGCUGCUUUUGAGUCUAGAUACCAACUCGCUCACGGAGAAACCAACACUGAUAAAUUGUACUCUGAGCAAGAACUUGUUGACUGUGAACCUCAAUCCGAUGGAUGUGAAGGAGGAUUAAUGGACUUCGCUUUUGAAUAUCUUAUUGAUAGCGCAUUCUGUACUGAGCAACAAUACCCAUACACUGCCAGAGAUGAAUCCUGUAAGGUAACCAAGUGUGCUGGUGGACCAAAUGAUGCUGGAUUCACUGAUGUUCCAGAGAAGGACGAGCAAGCUCUUGUUGAUGAACUCAUGAGCGGACCAGUCGCUGUUGCUGUUGAUGCUUCCAGAUGGCAAUUCUACAGAAAGGGAAUCUUCUCUACCUGUAACGACAACCUCAACCAUGGUGUUACCCUCGUCGCCGUCAACUUCGAUGAAGAAUCCUUGACCAUUAGAAACUCAUGGGGAAAGAGCUGGGGAGAAAACGGACACAUCAGACUUGCUCUCAACAAGAACACCUGUGGUGUUGCCGAAGCUGCCUCCGUCCCAACCUUCUAAACUGCAUAAUUUGUCAUAAAUUCUGCUCAAAAAUCCCAAUUUCUUC
Messenger RNA from Moneuplotes crassus, 1017 nucleotides. NCBI's taxonomy places the organism in Eukaryota, Ciliophora, Spirotrichea, Euplotida, Euplotidae. The record is from the annotation of a GenBank genome assembly.